Molecule: messenger RNA, 6255 nt
Organism: Lethenteron reissneri (Far Eastern brook lamprey)
Lineage: Eukaryota; Metazoa; Chordata; Hyperoartia; Petromyzontiformes; Petromyzontidae
Product: neurogenic locus notch homolog protein 3-like
Molecular function (GO): calcium ion binding
Source: RefSeq, a predicted model, not a curated record
CCCAUUCCUCAGCCCCCCCUCUUCCCAACAACAACACCAACCACCCAACAACAACAUCAACCACAGCCUCGAAUCCUAGUCCUGUCCCGGCAUAAUCUUACAGCUGCCUGCUGCACAACACCAACAUCGGCUUAGCCCUCGCCUCUGUCUCGCAAAGCGCCUUCGCGAUCAUCAACCAACGCCAACGCAGCAUCAUCGCGUGGAAUCCUCAAGUAUCAUCUCCUGUUUCAAGUAACGCAAUCAAAGGAGACGCGGCAAGAAGACGAAAGCUUCAAGUCGUUCACGCGUGUCACAUUGAUCAACUCGUGCGUCACUCGGAUCAACUCUUUAACAUCGGGAAGAAAGAGGCUUGACUCCGUGCGUUCGCGCAGUUACGCCGGCUCGAGUUUGGCUGCUGCUGCUGCUCCUGGCUGCUGUGUUUGGAGCUACAGCUGUCUCCGCCUGGUUGCGCCUGUGUGCGCGGGGAGGAUGAUGAUGAAGACGAUGAAGAGGACGACGAAGAUGCUGCUGCUUCUCUGCGUGGUGCUGUGCGCGUCUACUGUCGAGGCACAGCAGCAGCUGCCUGCAGCACCACGACCCGUGGCGCAGGGAUGGUCGGCCAAGGAACUGGCCGACAUCGACGACGUGAUCCGGAGCGUGGCAGACACCGCAGCAGAACCCAUCAAGGCUCCCCCAGUUGAGGGGAACGGGACGACCGCCGCGGAGACGGCGGUGGAGACCGUGGAGGAGCUCGCGGUCAACCCCGGCGAGCUGGACCCGUGCGCCGGGGAGCUGGUGCCCCUGAACGGGGGCGGCUGCGGCUGCCCGGACGGCACGACCCGCCAGGGGGACAACUGCACGUGCCCCGCCGGAUUCGAAGCCCAGGGGCCGGGAUGCGUCGACGUGGACGAGUGCUCGCUGGGACCGGGUCCGUGUGGCCUCCACGCCAACUGCACGAACCGCAUCGGCUCCUUCCUGUGCGAGUGCACGCGUGGCUACAUCAUGGGGCCCGCAGGGUGCGAGGACGUGGACGAGUGCGCGCUGGCGCGGAUCACGGGGCUGCAGGCGUGCUCCGGCAGGGGCGUGUGCCGCAACGCGCCGGGUUCGUUCUCGUGCGCAUGCGAGUCGGGCUUCGUGCUCUCACUGGACAGCCGCGCCUGCAUCGACGUGGACGAGUGCACCUUCGAGGAGACGUGUCGGCGCGAGCUGGGCAACCUCUGCGUCAACAACCUCGGCAGCUACGCCUGCGUCUGCCAGGGCGGCUUCCGUGCCCAAGGGGCUGCGUGCAUCGAUGUGGACGAGUGUGCGGAGAGGCCGGGGCUCUGUCAGGGACGCGGCGUGUGUCAGAACUCACUCGGGAGCUACCGCUGCUCCUGUCCCCCGGGCUACCGCGGCAACGGCACCUCCUGCGAAGACGAGGACGAGUGCGCGAGCGGGAAGCACGGCUGUGACGCGAACGCGCGCUGCGGGAACAUCAUCGGCUCCUACUUCUGCCAGUGCCUCCAGGGCUUCAACGGCGAUGGAUUCUCCUGCUUUGACAUCGACGAGUGCACGGUGGUGCAGGGCGGCUGCGCGAGGCUCUGCGUGAACGAGCCGGGCAGCUUCCGAUGCGAGUGCGACGCGGGCUACGUGGUGGCUCCCGACGCACGCGACUGCAUCGACUUGGAUGAGUGCUCGCUAUUCAACGGCAACUGCAGCCAGGCGUGCAGCAACACGGAGGGCAGCUACAAGUGCUCGUGCACACCCGGAUUCCAGCUGCACGUGGACAAGCGGCAGUGUGUGGACAUCGACGAGUGCAAGGUGCAGAGUGGGGGGUGCUCGCACGUGUGCACCAACUCGCCCGGUGGCUACGCGUGCGGGUGUCCCAUGGAGCUGGCACUGGACGUGGACAACAAGACGUGCAUCAACAUCACGUCGUGCGAGCAGCGGAACGGCGGCUGCGAGCACGUGUGCUCGGUGCACGCCGAGGCCGGCGUGGAUUGCUCCUGCCGUGCCGGGUGGCAACUCAACCCCAACAAGCUGUCGUGCGACGAUGUGGACGAGUGCGCCGACUUCACGCGCGGGGGCUGUGAGCAGCAGUGCGACAACUUCCCCGGCGGCUUCAACUGCUCGUGCUCGCCCGGCUUCCGCGUGCGCACGGAUGACCUCAGCAAGUGCGAGCCCGUGUGUGACCCGCCCUGCCAGAAUUACGGCGAGUGUGUGGGGCCCAACUCGUGCGAGUGUCCCCCUGGGUACCCGGGUCCCAGCUGCUCGGCCAUGUGCACACCACCUUGUGCCCACGGGGGCACGUGCAUGCGCUGGGACGUGUGUCUCUGCCCACCUGGGUGGACUGGCCCAGGAUGCCACACAGCCGUGUGUGAACUCCCCUGCGCUAACGGCGGGCGCUGCGUGGGCCCGGGCGUCUGCCAGUGCUCGUCCGACUACACGGGGCCGCAGUGUCUCUCGCCCACGUGCACCCCUGCCUGCCUCAACUCUGGGCGCUGCAUCGACGUAAACACGUGCAUCUGUGCCGGAGGCUGGGAGGGCACGCGCUGUCAGAUUGAGCCGGUGCGCUGCGGCGCGCCCUGCAGGAACGGGGGCUCCUGCGUGGGGCUCAACCGCUGCCGCUGCCGCCACGGCUACACGGGAGCCGCCUGCGACAGCGCCGUGGUGGAGCCGUGCGUUCCUCCGUGUCUGCACGGGGCCACGUGCGGACCACACAACUCGUGCUCGUGCCCCGAGGGCACCGAGGGCCUCCGCUGUGAAAAGCUGGUCUGUCCUCUGGUGACGCGGGCCGUGCUGGGGUCCCGGGCGGUGCGCAAGGGCGUGCGCGAGAGCUACGUGGACCGCUGCGGCCCGCUUGGCGUGCAGCUCUGCACCAAGUACAGGAUAAACCAGGUACGUGUGUACGUACAGGCGUACACGGUCGGCUACAAGAUCCAGUGCCCAGCCUCCAAGCUCAACAAAAGGCCCUGAUUGCAGAGAUGCGCACGCAUGCAUGCACACACACACACUCAAAUGUCAAAUCACCUGUAUAGAGAAUGUUGGGGGCAAUUCCUGCUGGCCAUGUUUUCACAAAUCACACCCGGUACUAAUUUAAGGCUGGGUCGAACUAGUGAAGAGGCCCAGGACUGGUUCUGACAUCGCUGGCUUCGAGUGCUUCGGACGUGGCUGGAAUCGGAAAGCAGGUUUAACAGGUUUAACAGGUUCACAGUGCUUCAACCACCGCACCCCACACACGGACACCUGCAGUGAUGCCUCGAUGGAGCCUGCAGGCGAGUGGUCUGUGCCAAGACUCAAGGGCCGGGGGGCCGAGACAGGCGCUGGGUGUGCCAGGCUACGAAGAGGGGAAAUUGCCAACUUCGUUACAUCACUACAAAGAUACAGAUUUCCACCCCCCCCUCCCCUGUAUAGGCAAGUGCUGUUAGCGAGCACCUAUGAAGGCCGGCACGGUACGCGAGGGGGUGGGUGGCCAGCACCACGCCCGACCGUCUUUGUCUCUUCCCGGUGGCGAUGUUUACGCACUGCACCAGGUACUCAUUUGAGGCUGAGUCGACCUAGGGGAGGCCCACGACCGGUUCAGAUAAUCGUCACCGGUGUUGGCCGUCAGCUGGGAUCGAAGUCGCGCACUCGUGCAGGGCAAAAACAAAGACGCCCACUCGGCCGUGGAGUUGACGCCUGUCCAUGAGGCUCGAUGUUACUGAGCUCUCCCCCCCCUCUCUCCUCCCCCCUCAACUCGCUUUUAAGGGAUUACAUCUUGAAUCAUUGCCUCACUUGAUGCAGCUAAUCUGGCUGUGACGGUCCCACCUGAUGACGGAGACUUGUGUUGCCUCCGAAACGUCGUGAUCUUUAUUUUAUUUUAUUUUUAUUAAUUUUGAUGUUUUACCUACGUGACUUUACCGAAAAAACCUAAGAAUAUGAAUCCUUGCAGUCACGAAAGCUUCAAAUCUCGAAUCGAUGUUACUCCAUUACGAGCACAACACCGGGCAAAUACACAAUCGCCAAAACCCCACAAAGAACCGCGGUAACACUGCAUGGACCAAUUCAACACCGCAUGCCCACACAGCAGUUUGCUGAAUUAUCACAAUUCAGAGCCAUAAUCAGAAUCGAGAAUCAACGAUUAGUCUUGCCUUAUUUGUACCGUCCGAUUUGUAUUAUCCAUCUGGAAUGUCCAUUAACGUUCGGCAUUGUUAAUUCGAUUAGCCUAAAGGGGCAAUAACAACAUCAAUGAGUGAAUAAACAUUAAAAAGUAUUUUGCUACGUAAACAUUCGGUAACUUUUUUCCAGUCCAUCUGCCAACAGCUUACACGAAUCAAUUGCUAACAGCAGCAUUUCAUUAAGAAGGCAAACACUGAGCCAGUUUUGACUUAGAGUCUCAUCGGCAAAGUCAGGCCUGUUAAAUAAAUACUGCUGUUACCAGAUGUUACUGGUGAGAGCAGUCCACUGACUUUUUUACGGUUAAUUAUGUUUCCCAUGAUCCUCCAUGACAACACAUGAUUUGAACAUGUCAAACACAAUUCAGUCCUUUGCCAAUACAAUUCUGGAUGAAGGACUCACCAUGCCGUGCCGGUCAUGUUGGUCGUACGACCGGACCUCACCAUGCUGGACCGUGCGGGACCGUGCGGGUUGAUGGAGGAGGCGCAUAUGACCGGUUCAGAUAUCGCUCACCACGGAUAUAUUCGCCGUGGCUGGGAAAUCAAACCUCGGGUUGCCGAGUUUACAGAGCGAUGCGCAGCACCAACGCGCAACCGCUCCACCAAAUCUGCACGUAAUGUACACACCGUUUAAUCGAGCCCCAAACGCAAUGGUUCGACGCACGUAUCUUGAGCGUGGGAAUCAAUUUUAAUCGAUCAAUUGUUACAUGCCCAGUAACUGCACACCCAGCCUCACAACAAGGUGGUGAUGUUUUCGUAAAAUUAUUCCGGUCGAUUAAAAUAAAAUAACGCCGGGUCCACCGAGUGGAUCGCUGUGUGCGUAAGCGGUUCCCGCAGGACGUGGAUUAACACUUUGCGUUGGUCAAGAAAAACAAAUCAAAUUUAAUCGAUUUCAAAAAAAUCAAAUACACCGGUAAAGAGAUUGUUGCGUUUCACGUCGCAACCGUGUCGCAAAAAUGGAUGUCAUUCUUCCUUGAGGAGUGAGGCAAUGGCACCUCAGCAACAGAAAGGGAUUUAAAAAUGUUUUUUUUUUAUCAAGAUUAAUAAAAAUUACGUUUAUCAUGAACCGCCGCCUCAUAACAAGCAAAGAAACCAGACCAACAAUGCUCUUUACGAGCAAGAGUCGUUGCUCAAAAUGUUAGCCAACAAAGUAGAAGCCUGGAUAUAAGCACACCUAAUAUAAGCACGGUUCUAAAAGAAGCAACGGGUGCUGACAUUGCACUGGCGGGGGCCGAACGCAGCGCGUCACGUCUGAUGCGAUCGCACUUUGGAUACGGUGAACGCGCACGUGCCUCGACGCCUACGGGGGUUGCGUGCUUCUAAUCAGCUUCCACCGCGGUACGCUUUUGUCAAACGUGAUCAGGAUUCAUCUUCUUGGUUCUUUCGGUAAAGUCACGUAGAAGGGAAGUAAUAAAAUAAUAAAAAUAAAACAUGAUAAAAUAAUUCGCACGACGUUUCGGCCACAACGCAAGCAGCCGUCCCCAGGUGAAAACCAGGUCUGUCGAGGCGACAGCGACUCUAAGACGCUGUCGCCUCUACAGACCUGUUCUUCACCUGAGGACGGCUGCUUGCGUUGCCUUUCUGACAGACCUGUUCUUCACCUGAGGACGGCUGCUUGCGUUGCCUUUCCGACAGACUUGGUUUUCACCUGAGGACGGCUGCUUGCGUUGUGGCCGAAACGUCGUGAGAAUUAUUUUAUUAUGUUUUACUUUUAUUAUUUUAUUACUUCCCUUCUACGUGACUUUACCGAAAGAACCAAGAAGAUGAAUCCCUGCAGUCACGAAAGCUUUAAAUCGAAAUGUGGUCAGGAUUCUUCGCAUUUGAUGUUCAGCAGCGGGGAAGCAGGCAGCGGUAGGGGAAACUGUUGUCCCUGUGCUAAAGAGGGCAGACCUCGGUGGCCGCAGCUGUUCGUUCCCCUCGCGACGUCCGCAGGAGGGGGGCGGGCUCUGCCACUUCGGACGUUUACCACAAAGCGGAGCGCAGACAAAAGUCUCGCCGUCAAGUUUCUUUCGCCUUGGCAAUAGCGUCAACCAUAUCACGUACGCAAUUGAGGUAUAAGUAACUCGUCCACCCACCCUGAUAGGGGGUCAAAUGCUCAUAAAAACACCACGGUGGUGUCGGAGGUUACUCGGACGAACUGCGU